UUAUCGGCGGAACGUUAAACCUGUCCAAGUUGAUAGUCAUCUCGCGAACAUUGACUAACUUUCCUUCUCAUUCCAGCAGGACGCGAGACCAAAGACGGGGCUCCCCACCAGUCUGGCUCGCAGCCGGUCACAUGACUGAGCCGCCAGACGCCACUCAGCUCCGCUUCUGCUGGACAAACGUGGAGCUGCUGGUCAGAUGCGACACGACGCUCCGGCUGAUGUGAGAGGACAAACUUUUGGGAUACAUGCGCUGCUCCGUGCCUCCGUGCUAAGAGAUCGCCAGACCCCUGACCUCACCGCGUGUGACAGAUAGAUGGGGUCAUAAAAGGAAAACUUUGCAGAGCUUUGUUCGCGCUGAGGAGGCUGGAUGUGGGCUGAGUGAGCCGGAGAUACUUCCACUGUCCUGAACUCUCCCAAACCCACCGGCAGGAUGAGGGUGAUGAUGAUCGCGACCCUGCUCCUCUUCAAUGUCAUCGAUCACGGAAGCUCUUCAGUUUCGGCGGCCUUAGACUGUCAUGUAGCGGAGCAGUCCUGCAUCCGGGAGCAGUCCUGCCUGGUCCCAUACCGCCUGCUGGAGUACUGUGCCGCGGAAGAGGCGGUGGCGCCUCUUGCGCAGGAAGCCAGGAUGGAGUGUUUAGAAGCCCAAAGUUCGCUGCAGCAUUAUCGACCACUUCAGGUCUGCAAGUGCCAGCGUGGCUCUCGCAGGGAGGAGCACUGCCUCAGGGUCUACUGGACUGUGAGGUUUGCUGCGUAUGAGGAGUACGAUGUGUCGCCGUAUGAAGAGCUGAAGGUGAACCUGGUCAGGAACAUUGAGAUGUCACACAUGGCCUCCAUCAUGGCAGCGGCUUCCGCUCUGUCUGUGGACGGCCAGAACCAGUGUCUGCGCGCGGCCCAGGACUGCGGCCUCUAUGAGAAAUGUGGCUCCUUGCGGUCGGAAUAUGUCGUGGCCUGCACCAAGAGAGCAGCAGCCUCUGACAACAGCUGCAACCGACAGAAAUGCCACAAAGCCCUGCGGCGUUUCCUGGAGCGGGUUCCUGAAGAGUACAGCUUCGCGCUGCUCUUCUGUCCCUGCACUGACACUCUGUGUGGUGAACGGCGUCGGAAAACCAUUGUCCCGUCCUGCUCCUAUGAGGAGAACGUGCGUGGAGAGGAGAGAACCGGCAAACCCAACUGCCUCAGUCUGCAGAACUACUGCUCCAGGGAUGAGCUGUGUAGAUCCAGAUUUGCGGAUUUCCAACACAACUGCCAGCCGUCUCCCACGUCUGCCUCCGGCUGCGUGCGAGACAGCCGAGCCAUGUGCCUCAAGGCCUACGCUGGACUCAUAGGAACCAUCAUGACGCCCAACUAUGUGAGCAACAGCAGCACGGAGGUGUCGCAGUGGUGCACAUGUGACGGCAGCGGCAACGAGUGGCAGAGCUGUCAACGCAUCCAAACCCUCUUCAGGAACAAUAUAUGUCUGCGCAGUGCCAUCAGCUCCAUGGGAGUCUUUGCACCUCCUCCUGUGGUAAAUACUCCGCUGCCAGCUUCCCAGCCUUCCCCGCGCCUCCACCAGGAGAGAGUCCACGUCAGUGUGAAUACUAUUCCUGAGUUUAAAAGCAGCAUGGAGGAGAGCAAAGAAGAAGAGCCGGAGAAGGUGGCAAGUGAGGAGUUUAACAUCAUCCCUCCUUAUUCCGAGAAGGACUCUGACAUUGAAUCUGGAGCUCAGGGGAGUCAAAAAGGAGGCGCGUUUCGGGCGGCUCCCGUGGCGCUGUUGCUGCUGGUGUCUGCGCUUGUUCUGUGCUGGGAGAGCUGGAGCUACUAAACAUCCAUUUCAUGUUUGCGUUCAACUGGCUUGGUUGAAUGAAACGAAAAGUCGCCUUGAGCUGUAUCAGAAUACCUCUUAGUUGAAGUUUAUCAGUGGUCCGUCUCCAUGCGUCCUGUCUGUCCUCUUUUGUGGAAGGAAGUGCCCAGAUAUGAGAGCGCGGAUGGACUGAGAAGAGCGGCCUGGGCCAAUACUGUCUCUGGAUUCUGCUUCAGACUCUCUUCUUUUAACAAGAAGCACAUUGCCCAGGGCCAUAUUCACUGUACGUGCUCCCGAAAAACCCACAACCAGUCCACUCUUGAGUCUGAGCGCCGCUUUUGAUUUCUAUUUCAUGACUCGUGUCACAUCCUUUCUUCAGCGUUCCCUUUGGCUCUGCUGCUUCCGACGUACGCUUGAGUGGGGAAACUCACUUUGCAACAACCCGAUGAGAGACUGCGCCAAUUCUAAUCGCUUUUAAAGCGACACAACAGACAUGAGCUGUUGGAUCCGUCUGCAUGUUUUGUCGGUGUGCGUCCUCUUUAUCUGUUGUUUAUGCGCCUCUUUCUGUGCUAUUCCCACCGAGAGUAGAAAUCCAGACCCAGUGAAAUGUAAUUGUGUUGUGGAAAUGAAGAGCGACUAUAAGCAGUUACAGCACAAUUCAAGUGACGCAGCUUGCAUGGAAAAUCAGAAAUGAGGCCCCGGGGAAGGGGUAGCCAAUUUACUGCUGUCAUACCCUCGCACUUCUUUAUCCUGAGGAGACGCGUGAAGCGAGCUCUCUCCUCAUCAAGCACUUCAGAUGCUGCGCGAGGAAGUCGCAGGGACGGCGACGACGGACAUGAGAUUUCGUGAAGCCUGCUGGCUGCGGAUCGCAGACGCGCACAUCCCGACCAUCCUCCACGCUUGGGAUCACUUUUGCUGAUGUCAUUGAUUUCCAUUCUCCUCGUGGCUCAGUUUGGUGUGAAAUUACGCUUCAGAAAGGAAGGGGAAAGGAUGAGUCAGGUGAUCUUAAGGAGGAUAAACACGAUGACGGCUCAUGCAGUGGAACCAGCCCUUCUCAUGGUCAGCAGAGAAUGAAAUUAGCUUGCCAUUAUAAGCGCUGGGUUCUAACCAAACGACACUUCCUCCGUGAGAUACGUUCGCACCAAAUGCGACUUGUGGAGUGGAGUAGUCGCCGGUUUCUCUCAAGUCAUAUUGAAAAGAGGGGGGCUAACACUAGAGGGAAUCCAACAUGGUGGAUGAGAGGGGGCCAAAUCGUCGCCCUUUAUAUACUGUGGUGGUAUAUUAAAAUCAAAUAGAGUUGGACGUCGCCAUCUCUAGUCGUUGGGUUUGAUGCGACAAAAGUGUCGCUUGAAAUGCGAGUCUCCCUAAAUAUGUAUCUUGCCCUGCACCCAUAUUGUAUCACACCACUCUCAUUCACACCUUUACAUGAACUUUCAACCGGUACUUUUGUCGCUAAAUGGUAUUUGGUUUCUCAAAACAAAAGACUACAAUUGACUUGCCCCAAACCUGUUGCUGUCAAAGGUAGAUCCUACUGGCAAGUAUGAUCCUGCCGUAACAUUGACGUAAUGCGUUAGAUAAUCGGAACUAUCUCACUUCUAACCUUCCUCAUCGGGUACCAUGAGUAAUUUUACACCCUUAUGUGGUGUUACAGCCCUCAACAUACUGAACCUUCCUCCUCCGUGGUGACAGGAAAAGUCGACUUUUGUCCGUAAUUCUAUACUUUUACGGAAGAUAGGCCUGUAGCGAAGAGUAUUCCAGGGAUGAAGAUAAAGAGGGUUUGUCUGAUGUCUUCACUGUCUUGUGUACUGUGUCACCACUAGCCAAACUUCCAGUUGUUUUAUACUUAUUUGUUCAUUACAGUACAUGAGGAAAGGAUGUCUGGACCAAACUAGCAAGUAUAUAAAACUGCAGCGAAUAUAACUGCAGUGCAUUAGACGGCGUGAAAGAAAGAUGAACACAAAGAGGGGCGACUUCAGAAGCCCAGCUGCUCAAAUAACAGUGUGAGUCAGACGACAUCUGAGGUGUGAGUGGCGUGGCCACGCCUCCUGACUUUAGGGUUCAGUGCAAAACAAGUCAUCAAUAAUCACAUUUAUUCACACAAGACUGGCACUAUUGAUCUUGUGGCGUUAAAUGUCGACCACAAUUGGAGAGGGAUAACACGGUGGGGGCUGUCUGGGUUCAUGUCUGGUUGCGACCAGGAAGGAAAGGAUUUUGCAGUCUGAAUCUAACACAAUAGAUCUAUUUAGAUUUGGGAAAAAAUAGGGCUUUUUUGCUUAAAACAUCACAUACAGAUUACGAUAUACCUUACAUGGGCAUUAAAAAAAAUCACACAACACAUAAUAUUUAAAAAAAUAUUCCCCUUAUUGAAUAACUGAAGACAUUUUCUAAAACGUAAAGACAACUAGGUUCAAACUAAGGGUGCUUUUCCCUCUUUUCCAGUGCAUGAGUUUAAUGUCCUUUUUUAAGUUUUCCACAUCCCUGGUGCUCAAUCUCCCAUUGACCCUUCCACAUUACACAACUUUUGCAAAAUGCUUUGAUUCAAAAUGAUCCACAGUAAAAAGCUAGAGUGCCCAUUACUGCGCUUGAAAAUUCAGUUCCUCAAUCUUGCAGUCCAGGUCGAGUUUUGUGUUUAUCAUCCAAGAAGUGGAAGUCGCUUACAUUUCACACAUCAGAAAGCUCUGGUAUCUGCUUGGUAUUCAAACAGUUUUGUAAUAAUAGCAGUGUAAAAACCCCAAAAUGACCGCGGCCAAACUAAUAUAACUGAAGGCAGAAAGAAAUUAGACACUUUUUCACCAUGGAAAUAUGUUCACUGGAGUGUAACAUGUUUGGAUGAUACAUCUGGUGCCACGGCCAGUACCAUUAUUGGGAGGCUGGCAGCAGGAAGUUCUUGAUCAUUCGGACCAAACAGAAGGAAAUGAAAAGUAGGGCUGCAGAAACUUUAAUAUUCUGACUGAACUACACGACACGUUGUUUCCCCUGCGAAUCCUGGGCUGAGGUUAAGAGUGAGAGAUAUUGUUUCCCGCCAAAUAUUUUUCAAUCAUUUUUUUCCACUGUUUUUGUAAAUAAUGUAAACAUCUGCAGCCACUGCUUGUAUUUUUCAGUGUGCAUCUCAACAGGAAGCAAACAAUGAUGUAAAUACUCGCAAAUUAGACCAUGUCCAGAUCAUGAAAAUGUACGGUUUGCUUUUCACUGUUUUUUAAAAUCAAGCUGAACCAUGACGAUGUGACAUCUGUUUACGUGUGUUCUGACCGAACCGUGUUCAGUUUUGUUAAAAGAUGAAUAAAAUCAAUGUA
This is a messenger RNA of Synchiropus splendidus (mandarinfish), 5073 nucleotides long. RefSeq names its product GDNF family receptor alpha-4-like. Lineage: Eukaryota; Metazoa; Chordata; Actinopteri; Syngnathiformes; Callionymidae. The record is from RefSeq and is a predicted model, not a curated record. Gene Ontology annotation, biological process: nervous system development. The transcript has 8 exons. Gene Ontology annotation, cellular component: signaling receptor complex; external side of plasma membrane. Bases 431 to 1801 code for a protein of 456 amino acids. Gene Ontology annotation, molecular function: signaling receptor activity.